Molecule: messenger RNA, 1341 nt
Organism: Suillus bovinus
Lineage: Eukaryota; Fungi; Basidiomycota; Agaricomycetes; Boletales; Suillaceae
Exons: 3
Coding region: 1-1341 (446 amino acids)
Molecular function (GO): FAD binding
Source: RefSeq, a predicted model, not a curated record
AUGUCUCUCCCAGAAAACACGACCGUGCUUAUUGUCGGUGCAGGCCCCGCAGGUCUCACAGCUGCUCUUUCUCUCGUUCACCACAAGUGCUAUGACUUCGUUAUUGUGGAUGCCGCAGCUCAAGGACUAAAUGCAUCGAGGGCGAUCACCAUACACUCUGCAACCAUAGAGGUUUUGGCCAGCAUCGACGCAGUAGAUGGCUUACUGUCUCAAGCCAUCAAGGGGAAGAGCAUUAGAGUCACAUCCCGUGAUUCGGAAAUCUUCGAGGCCAAAUUUGACCCUUUAAAACAACAUUCUGCUCAUCCUUACGCACUCUACAUCCCUCAAAAUGUGACGGAGCUUGUACUUGUACAGAAGUUGCAGAGCCUUGGUAUUCAAGUGCAGCGUCCCCACAAAGUAGUGGGGAUGAAACAAAACGAGAAGGAUUCAGGCAUCACCGAUGUGUUCUUCGAGGACGGUCAAGUUAUUAAAGCUAGAUAUAUUAUCGGCGCAGAUGGCGCCCGCUCAACUAUCCGUACCAUCGCUGGUAUAGGGUUCUCUGACGGAGAAAGCCCACAGCUAGCCGAUAACCCAUUGGCUCAAAUGGUCUCUGCAGACGUCACAUUCGAACCUGAACCUGUCGGCCCAUUCACCCUCGAGGGCUAUUUCAACGGCACAUUUUUUUCAGGCAAUUUCUUUUAUCUUGCACCGUUUGGCAACCACUUCAAUGCCGAGCUCACGCGAGAUGGAAAGCCUACUACAAAAUCCAUCUUUCGCAUAGGUUGUGGCAUACCUCCAAAGAAUGGAGAACCCCCGCAUGCUCCAUCGAAAGAGUACAUCCAGAACUUGAUCGACACGUACGGACCAGCGUGUAUAACAUCAGAUCCGUCUCUUAAUCCAAAACCAGUCAAAGUCGACCAGCUGGUUUGGUCGACACGUUUCAGAACCCGUUGCGCCAUCGCCGACCGUACCUUCACGCGUCUUGGAGCCGCUAUUUUUCUAAUCGGCGACGCAGCUCAUAUACAUUCACCUGCGGGUGGCCAGGGCAUGAAUCUGGCCAUCAGAGACGCGGCCUUCCUUACAGAGGCUAUCACAAAGCACAUUCAGGCGUCUGCAGAGAAUCCCGAUGUGGAUGAUACCAUUUUGCAGGACAUUACCGACGUGCGUCAUGCACGAGCGUUAGAAAUCAUCGGCUAUACCAAGACACUGAUGAAUCUCGCAAGCCUUUCGUACGAACCAUAUGCUUGCUGGAUGCCGUUCAGUCGGGCCUCUAUCCGUGAUCUGAUAUUGAGGAUAUUGAAUGGAUAUGAUUUCGUGCAGUCGAAAGUUGCGUGGGGCCUGAGUGGCCUUGGAAGGCGCUGA